Volvox carteri f. nagariensis is the source of this 267-nucleotide messenger RNA. RefSeq lists its product as uncharacterized. The record is from RefSeq and is a predicted model, not a curated record. The coding region runs from base 1 to 267 and encodes 88 amino acids. The transcript has 2 exons. Lineage: Eukaryota; Viridiplantae; Chlorophyta; Chlorophyceae; Chlamydomonadales; Volvocaceae.
AUGGCUUGCAACUUCCGCUUGACCAUCAGUGUUUUCAUGGCCUACGCGAGUCAGGCUGAGCCGCGCGCUCGAGUGGGCGACGGCAGUCGGGACGUACCUGCCUCCUUAAGAUGCAGGAAGGCAGUGCGCAAGGCGGCAGACGAGACGGAGAAAUUAGCUCCCCGUCCGCCCGCCCGGGAAUGCGGUCUAGUGCGGCAGAUGCAGCAAGGGCCUGAGUUUACUAGGGCUGAUACUUUACCGGAAUUCACUGGCAUUUUAAAACCCUAA